Molecule: messenger RNA, 8596 nt
Organism: Pseudopipra pipra
Lineage: Eukaryota; Metazoa; Chordata; Aves; Passeriformes; Pipridae
Product: nascent polypeptide-associated complex subunit alpha, muscle-specific form-like
Exons: 2
Coding region: 19-1020 (333 amino acids)
Source: RefSeq, a predicted model, not a curated record
GCGGGGGCAGCGCGGACAAUGCCGGGCCUGCGGCGGUCGCGGCCCGCGCCGGGGCGGGGCUGCGGGGGCACCGCGCGGGCGGGGGGCUCGGCCGGCCCGGGGCGGGAUCCCUCUGAGGGGGCACACGGGGAUCUGGGAGUCCUCACAGCAUCCCUGCGCGGCCGGGGGUCCGCCCGUCCCGCCCGCCCGGCCGGCGGGGCUGGGAUGGGGGUGCGGGAUGGGGGUGCCCCGCGUUCCGCGGCCUCGCUGGGGCGCGGGCCGGGCGGGGUGUCCCCGGCUCGGGCUUGUCACGGCCCCGCGCCCCGCCCGGGGCCCGACACCCCCCGGCAGAUCCCCGGGGAGCCCCGCGGCUGCCCCGGCUCCCCUCAGCCUGCCCGGACACCCCUCGCCCUGUCCCUGGUGUCCCCUCGGUCCCGGAGGGGAGAUGUCACCUCAGCCACCACCCCACGGCACCCGGGAGCAGGAAUCCCCCUUACUCCCAGCCCACCUCGUCCAGGAGCAGGAUCCUGCUCACCCCACCCCAUCUCACCCAGGAACAGAGAAUUCCGCUCACCCCCAUCCUGCCCCAUCCAAGGGGCAGGAUUUCCCUCACCUCCAACCCAUCUCAUCCAGGUGUCCCACUUACCCUCACUCCACCUCAUCCAGGGGCAGGAUUCCCCUCACCCCCACCCCACCUCAUCCAGGAACAGGGAAUCCCGCUCACUCCCAUCCUACCUCAUCCAGGAGCAGAGACCCCCCUCACCCACAUCCCACCUCAUCCAGGAGCAGAGACCCCCCUCACCCACAUCCCACCUCGUCCAGGGGCAGGAAUCCUGCUCACCCCACUUUCCUCAGUCAGAGACACUGGCCUUCCCCGGCAGCUCACCCCUCCGGAGGGUUUUUCCCAUUUCUGGGAGCCGUAGGGCUUUGUUGUCGUGUCACACCUUCCAGAGAAGGGGCCAUUUUAAACCCAUCCCCACACAACCCUCCCUGAGGCCGGGGGAUUUGGGGGCAGCAUUGACGGGGAGCCGAGCAGGGUGACGAGGGAGGAGGAAGUUCUGUGGCGUCUUCCUGCAAGGCUUCAGUUCCCUCUGGAGCCGCCUGGAUCCUCCAGCGGCUGCUGCUUCCCACUGGAGCCAAAGCUGGUCCCACAGGUGGGCUGCACCCACCAAGGGGCUCCUCCGCCUUCACGCGUCGCUUCACCCACUGCCACGCUGUUCCGUAGGAAAUCAGGUUUUAUCCAGCCAUUUCCCGUUAUUUGAGGCUGCUGGGGAGAGUAAUUUGCCAUUUCCUCCGGAGUCAUAUUCCGUGUGAGCUCACUCACCGCUGCUCCAGGUAUCCUGGCUCCUCAGGCGGAGCAGGGUGAGCUGAGCUGCGAUGUUUAGAUACACAAAUUACAUCCUAAUUUGUGUAGAUGAGUGUAGGAUUUCCCAUGGUAAUGAUUAACAGUUCAGAGACAAGCUCCAGGAAACGCUGGGAUAGCGGAGUGUGUGAUCCGAGCCAGCGGAGCGGGCAGGGGGGCUUUUUUGGGAGGGUGAGGGGUGGAAAAUCAGCAAAGCUCAUUUGAUCGGGGCCGUGUUUGACUGUGACUUAACGAGGGUCGUCAGAUCCUCGGGUAAACCGGAGGGAAAACUUGCCAGGGAAUGUGCUGCCGUUCUCAGCUUUGUCUCACAGAGCGUGUGACAGACGUGUCAGCCCCGCGCGCGUUGGGAAUUGCACACACGUCCACGCGCUGGUGCUUCCCCUUCAGGUCCGGAUGGCAGGAGAAGGGAAUGCAAAUGAUGCCGGGAGGGAUGGAAGCGUGGAAAACAUCCUCUUGGGAAGUACAACCUUGGUCCGGCAAGGCAAUUGGGCACAUCCCUCAGCCUGUGCUGCUGAGCCCCACUCCGGUGAAAUGUGAUGUGUCACUGAGUUGAUGAACUCUCCCCUUAGAUUCUCUGCAAGAAUCUGGAAGCAUCCACGGAUCCAAGCUGGAUCUCUGUGGGAUCAGCCGCCUUCCCCACAGCUCAGAGUCAUACCCUACAUCCCACAGACCUGUUCCUAGAGGAUUUCCUGGCGCUUUGCCGGGCUGGUUGACAUUGCAAUGACUGCAGCAUUGUCCGGUGACAUCAGUCCAUGGGGUGAUUAUUCCUCUGCUACAUUUUUCAGCUGGCGAAGGAGGAGGCUCAGGCUUUUCCUGAAGCUGAGGAGGGAAGGAGAAAGUCCUUGCUUUGUUCUAAAAUCGGGCUUAUGGGUCAUUAAAAAUAUUAGCGCUAUUUUGAAACGGAUCAAACUUUGUCCCAGUUACUCAGGCCUGGAAACAGGCAGCUGCUUGGUGUAACCCCUCCUUUGUUUCAUGAAAAUAAUUGAGCUUUUUUUAAAAGCUCACAGAGCAGGUUGGGGUGAGCGAGUGGGGGGUGUUGCCCCCGGUCAAAGCUGGCUCGCUGUCACAUCCCUGGGAGCUCAUGUGGUGGGGUGUGAUGCACCCAGAGCAGGAUUUAGCCUUGGGCUAAAGGUCAGCAUAAGGCUAUGCCUCAUUUAAGGCUCUUCCUGAACGUUGCUAAGUGGUGCACAGACCUCACAACUGCUGCCAGUUGAAUGGUUGAGGCAGCUGAAGAUGAUAAAAAAAUCACUGUGAGUAGGGGACCCUGCUUUUCCCAAAAUAAGGAAUGUUGGUCGAAAUCCUGCUUGGCACGGUGAAGUCCAGCCAGCUCAGGGAAGGUUUGUAGUGGAUUACACUGAUUUUCUUUCCUGAAAUUGUUUGUGCUUGGCAGUUGCUGAUGCUCAACAGCCCCAAUCCAGUAAAACCAUUAGAGAUCCCCUCUCCCAGUUGCUCCUUUAAACAGCACAGACUGGAACAAAUUGUGUGAAAUCUCAUGUUUCCCGUCGUGCAAUUGGAAUGACCCACCCAUCAAGAAUUCAGUUGUAAAACCAUAAAAGGGAUUUCAGAGGUUAUAGAUACUUUGUGGUGGGGGUUUUCAAGCUGGAUAGGAGAUUUAUGAGAGCUCCUAAUGGGAGCCAGGAAAAGCCAAGGAACUGUUUUGAGGAGAAGGGGCUUGUUUCCAGCACAGGCCAGGCCGAGAUCAUCCCUGCCACACAUUUAGGCUGCACAGCAAUGGGUUAAACUGGGAAGAAAAGGAUGAUUUUGGUAGGUUGUUUUUCCUUUCUGUUUGUUAUUUGAUUUCUGACCUUUUAUGGUGGAUUUUCAGAUUCCACUUCCUGGCGUUUCUUUGUGAGUCCGAGUGCUGGGAACCUGACAAGUGAAAGCUGAGAUGCUUCAGACAGAGGGGCCUUUACACAAAAAGCCAGAAAUAUUCACAACUAAAUGUCUGGCUUGUAAAUGAGGGGGAAAAAAUGAAGUGCUGGGACUUGAAAGAAGAGACAAGACAACAUUACAACAUAAAUAUGAUCACAGAAUCAUGUGGAAUGGUUUGGGUUGGAAGGGGCCUCUAAAUGUCAUCUCGAUCCAACCCCCCUGCCAUGGGCAGGGACACCUCCCACUAGCCCAGGUUGCUCCAAGCCUCAUCCAUCCUGGCCUGGAACACUUCCAGGGAUCCAGAGGCAGCCACAGCUUCUCUGGGCAACCUGUGCCAGGGCCUUUCCACCCUCCCAGCCAGGAAUUCUUUCCCAAUAUCCCAUCUAACCCUGGGGUUGGUUGUGUCUUGCCGCAUUUUCCCUGCUAAGCCCAUGGAUGAGAAGCAGCACAUGGAAAUAUUGUUUAGGGCCUGAGUGAUGCUCAGGGGCAGAGGGAUUUAUUUUAACUCCCCUGGAUCACUGACUGGAACCUUCUCCAGAGGGAGAAGGAGUCUGGGAUGGGCUCUGGGAGGCAUGAGGUGGAUCAUUUCUGGAAGUCACUUCAAUCCAGAGAGACCCCCAGUUCCCUUGUUCCUGCCAGAAAUGUUCCCACUUGCCAUCAGCUGAAGGAAAAUGGAAUGUUACAGAAGGAAAGGAACUGAAUGUGAAUUUCCCCAAUGAGGUGGAGGCUCUGGAGAAGGGGCUGAACUCUGCCAAGCCCACAAAGUAUAUAUCAAGUAUUUAAAGCUCUCUAUAUACAUAAAUGUUUUCUCCAGACUGUAAUUGCUUUUAAUGCUGUAUCCUAGGAUUUUGUGGCAUGUUUACCAAACUUUAAUUUCCAGGCAAUUUUAGCAACAAAAGGGUAAAAAUAAUUUCAUGUCAGAAAUUACUAAAUCCAGCACUGGUGGUGGAGAUGAAGGGAGGCUGUUGCUGACAAACAGAGCAGAUGAAGGAGCAUGCAGAAAAUGUGUGCUAGGGGUGAAGCAGGAGUUUUGGAGGUGUAUUCCUGGAAGUGUUCCAGGGCAGGUUGGACAGGUCUUAGAGCAGCCUGGUCUAGUGGAAGGUGUCUCUGCCCGUGGCAGGGGGUUGGAAUGAGCUGGUCUCUAAUUUGCUUCAUUCCCAAGGUAGCUGUGUGCUUGUGUCUCUGAAGCCUGCUAAUAAGGAGCUCAGCCUGGGAAUUCCACAGCAGCAGGAAUUGCUGUUGCUUCAGAGCCAGCUGAGCACUGGAGCUUCAAGUGAGUGGUAGUAGGUGUUGCCAUUAAAAAGCUUCACGUUGGACUUUGGCAUUUGAGGUGUUGUAACAGAGAGAUUUGGUGGCUGGUGAUCAUCCAAGCUCUUGUUUCUGUGGUCCCAAACCACUCGUGUUAUCAGCAGGAUCAUUCAUCUCCUUGUUCCCUCUGCCAGAGGGAGAAGGGGCUGAGCUGGCCACGCUGCAGCAGAGGUGCUGCCAGCUGGGUGACUCAGGGCUGGCAGGAAGGAGGUGCACUCCACGUCCUGCCACUGCUCCAAAAAAAGCAAGGGAUGAGUACCAACCCUGGCAGGAGCAGCCACUCCGUUCAGCUCCCUGCUCCAACAAUCCUGGGGCGCAGAGGAGCGGGAUGCUCACCAGGAGAAUGUGGGAGUGCAGGUUGGAUUGGGCAGGGGGGUUAGUUCUGCUGUGCUGUUGGGGUGUGAGAGUUUGCCCUGACUUUGGAGAGGACAGUUUGGGAUCUCAAAGGGAGCCUGCCAAGUGUGGCCUCUGACAAUCACAGAAUCAAUUAUGUUGGAAAAGACCUCUGAGAUCAUGGAGUCCAACCUGUGACCGGUCACCACCUUGUCAACUAGACCAUGGCACUAAGUGCCACAUCCAGCCUUUCCUUGAACACCUCCAGGGACAGCAACUCCAGCACCUCCCUGGGCAGCCCAUUCCAAUUUACCUGCCAUUCUUGAUUAUUGAAGGACAGGGCUCAUUUUUUCCAGGACAGUUUUCUUCACCUGUUUAUCAGCAGUGCCCUGCAGCUCCCUGGGUGCAGAUCUUUAUCCCGGGCUCUGUCACUGACCCAUCAUUUCCAGAGGUUCCUGGCAGAGCUGGAGUUAGAUCUGUACUUCCAGUCUGGGAAGGUGCAAUUGAUUUCCAAAUAGGGCACAAAAAGGUCUGGCUCUGCCUUCCCAUUCCCUGCUGCAUUUCCCAGACCACCAGCCCCUGGUGUAAGGGGACAGCAGGAGUCCUGACAGAGGUGAAUGUGUCACUUCAGGGGGGCUUGGUGGCUCUGGUUAGUGAAUGGGCAACACCUGGGGCUUUCCCUGCUGGAUCUGGGAUCCUCUGAAUCCAUGGGGCUGAAAAAAUCCCAGCAGAGGUGUGAGCAGGGUGGAGGGGGGUUGUGUGGCCAGCAGUGACCUGGAUGCAGGAUUUGCAUGGAGAGAGACUAUUUACAAUGGCCUGGAGUGCCAGGCCAGGGGGGAAUGGCUUUACACUGAGAGAGGGCAGGGUUAGGUGGAAUACUGGAGAAAAAUUCUUCCCCGUGAGGAUGGUGAGGCCCUGGCACAGGUUGCCCAGAGAAGCUGUGGCUGCCCCAUCCCUAGAAGUGUCCAAGGCCAGGUUGGACAGGGCUUGGAGCAACCUGGGCUGGUGGAAGGUGUCCCUGCCCAUGGCAGGGGGGUUGGACCAAGGUGAGUUUUAAGAUCCCUUCCAACCCAAACCAUUCCAGAAUUCCAUGAUAUAGAAAGGGGUGGUGAUAUAGAAAGCAGGUGUGUGUGUGGUGAAAACCAGCUUGGGAGCCUUUCUGUCCUGCUGGCCUGGAACCCUUGGGGAGCACGGGUCGGGCAGGACUGCAGAGCACGGAUGGGUGUGAGAGAGGGCUUUGCCCAGCCAUGGUUCCUGCUCCAUCCUCUCAAAGACAGUCUCCCAGGAGCACCUCAGUCUAGACACCUCAUGGCAGCCCCGUGCUGAGGGAAUUUGCCAACUCAUGGCCAGGCUCGGUGCCUCGGGAUGCAGCCCUGCCCUGCGUGCAUCCUUUGUGCAGGAUCGACACAGGUUGUUGCUGAACAACACCCCCUCUGCCCUGGCAGUGUGUGUGUGCUGCUUCCAUGCUUUAUUUCCCAUUUUUCCCUCGUUAGCUGGAUGAGAAGCAGAUCUCUGCGCCAGCCUGUCUGGGAGAGGAGGAGAGGAUUCCUGGUGCAUGCUCAGAGCGCUGCCGCCUCUCCCGGCCUCCCCAGAGCCCUGCUGAUCAUCACUGCCUGUCAUGUGGCACAUGAAUUCAGCAUGAAUAGAGGGAGCAGAACUCAUGUCCCAGCAGCAGCCACGCUGGAUGUGAUCAGUGCAAGGGGGACAACAGCUUGGAGAGGGAUGUGUGGCUUUGCCAGAGCCGUUGUGGAGGGCAGAUAAGCCUCCUGGAAGCUGAAGCUCUCUGGAGAGGGAUGGGGGCUGACUGUAAGCUCUGUUCAGGGCUUGGCUCGUGGUGUGCUUGGUGGCACUGUGAUAUGUGAGUGGUGUAAAAGGCAGCUGCAGAAAGGACCCACAGGGAUAUCACUGCUGAUCAAACUAAUCCCUGGAGAGCUGCUGAUAAGCAGCCUGACACAGUCGAUACAGGGAUACUCUAUUCCAAGGAAAUAACAAGAAGUUAAAGAUUCCCAUCAAACCUCUGUUUUCUCCCCUUGGUGUAUUGUGUUUUUCAGUGUGGUAACUUGGUUUGAAUACCCUCAGAAUACAGCACUGCAUGACAUCUGUGUGUUUGUGUGGGUGACAUCUGAGCUGGGGUUGUUCAGCUGGAGAAGAGAAGGCUCCAGGGAGACCUCACUGUGGCCUUCCAGUGCUGAGAGGUGGCUUAUUGAAAGGAGGGAGAGCGACUUUUUACAUGGGCAGAUAGUGAUAGGACAAGGGGGAAUGGGUUUAAGCUGAAAGGGGAGAGAUUAGUUUGGAUAUUGGGAAGGAAUUCCUGGCUGGGAGGGUGGGGAGGCCCUGGCACAGGUUGCCCAGAGAAGCUGUGGCUGCCCCUGGAUCCCUGGAAAUGUCCAAGGCCAGGUUGGACGGGGCUUGGAGCAACCUGGGCUAGUGGGAGGUGUUCCUGCCCAUGGCAAGGGGUGGAAUGAGCUGGGCUUUAAUGUCCCUUCCAACCCAAACCACUCCAGGAUUCCAUGAUUUCAGCAGGGGGAUCGGAGCCCAGGCUGCCCACCCUGCUUUCCACAGGCAGUGCUGAGGUGAUGAGACUCCUGGGAUCCAAGGAAGCACGAGAGCAGGGCUGGCAAGUUGGCUUUCUCAGGCUCUGGUCUGGCAGGCUGUGUUUGCACAGAUGAUGGGACAUGGCUGCCUUUCAUCCUCUGGGAUGAAAUGUAUUUAUUGUGCAGGCUCAUUUCAGGACAAGGCUGAUUUAUUAGUGGCUCUCUGGGAAGCAGUCAGCACUUCUGUGCCCUGUUCUUCCAUAGCUGAGGAAAAACAGGCUUCAGCAAGCAUUCACCAAAGGUUGCAUAAUUAGUGGCAUGGAAUUUACCUGAUUUAUUCUCCUCUAGGAGCUUAAAUACAUUAGACACGUCUGUCAGUCUGCACACAGGCACAAUGUGAAAUACGCUGCUUUAAUUUAAUUAAUUUUAGCCAAAAGUCAGUCCUAGACCAGUUGGAGAAUGUUAAUUUUAUUUUUUUUUAACGCUGUCUGACAGUACAAAUGCAAAUGCAAAUUCUGCUCUCCUUCCCCUUUCCCGCUUGGAAUGGCCAUAUGGAAAAGGGAACGUGGCUUCCACCCCGCUUCGGAGCCAUGGAAAUGAGCUGUUAUGAAAUGGGGAAAAGGAACUGUGUCCUGACAAUUUCUGAAUGAGCAGCUGGAGAAUUGACGUAAUCGCGAGGCGCCAGGAGAGGGCCGGGAGAAAGGAGGAGUCAUCCCUGAAAACGAGUGAAAACAAAACUGUGCUUAGGAAAGCUGAGCCCCCCCCUUCCUUUCCUUUUUGGCCGGAUGGUGUUUUGCCAUUGCCAGGUACAACUUCCUUCGAAGCAAAUAACUCAUUUCUGGCCAGAAAAGACCAGUUCAGGUAAUUGAUUUCCAGUAACGUGCAGCCAUCUUACAAAAUUAAUCCCUGGCUCUCCAGUGGGGCAGAUAAUCUAAUAAGCAGAGCAUGGAAGUUUCAUCACAUGGAAGUAAAUAUGAAAAUAAUUAUGAAAAAGGUAAAGUUCUGUCUGCCAGUGGCACACAUGAAAGAAGCAGAGACAACAGGGAUGAAAUUAGUUCAGAGACCUGCUUGAUGUGAUCUGUCUCCCCUGAUGUCUCCAGUGAGCUGGGAAAUCCAUAUAUCCUGCUCAUAAUACCUUGUGUUUUGCCCCUGUGUUGUGCAAACAGUCUGAUUUUCCUAGUGUUGAGGUGAUGGAAUUAAGGACAUU